GAAUUAAAUUCGAAAAUGCUCGAUCCAAAGUGGAUUACAACUGAAGAAUGUAUGACAAAAACAAAACGACUUAAUGAAAUUUUCAUUCUGCCCUCAUUUCAUGGACGUGUUUUCGAACAUCUUCUGAGUAUUAAAUCAAGGAUAUAUGGUGCUAUAGUUGCUAGGACAUGCUUAAAAAAAAUGGAACGGUUACCCAAAUCAGUUCACCCAAUAUUAUCGUUUACUCUCAAAGGAGCAAUGAUUUGCUUUACUGAUAUAAGUCAUGCUGUUCGGUUAUGCGUAAAUUUUUAUUUAGUAUUAAAACACUUAGUUAAACAAAUGGCGUUAGUGAAAUAUAUGGGUGGAUCAGUUUCCAGAAAUUUUACGCGGAAGGUUACUCACCUUGUUGCUCAUUCUCAUGCCACGAAUUCAAAAAAAUAUUCUGUUGCUGCACACAACAAAAUUCCUUUGAUGACGGCGAAAUGGAUCGAAGAUGCUUGGAAAACUGCGUGUUCAAGGAAUAACAUUUCUUUUUUAGAUGCAAAAAUUAUUAAAAAAUACAGGCUAAGAUUGUUUGCUGGAUGUAAAAAUUUCCUGAAAUUAGUUCCAUUUAAGAAAAUGACUUGCUCUGGAAUCGACGGAGAAGAGAGGAAGAAAAUUGCUAGAAUAAUCGAAAGGCAUGGCGGUAUUUAUGCUGGAGAUAUGGAGAGGAGUUCUAGCACACAUCUUUUAAUAUGUAAAGCAUCUGGAGAAAAAUAUAAUGUGGCGCGAAAGUGGGGAUGGGAAGUGAUUAAAAUAGUGCAUAAACGAUGGUUGGGACAUUGUCUUCGAAGGAAAACUUUCAGUUUCCAACAUCUUGUUGAAUACCAGUGGCAAAUCAAUAUUUGA
Dracunculus medinensis (Guinea worm) is the source of this 867-nucleotide messenger RNA. Lineage: Eukaryota; Metazoa; Nematoda; Chromadorea; Rhabditida; Dracunculidae. The record is from the annotation of a GenBank genome assembly.